UUGGCUAUUAUAUGUGACACGCAGGUUCUGGUGUUGAGUGGAGCACCUCACGAGAGACCGUCCCUACUCCAGCUGGCUUACAGCAUUACUCGUGGAACAAGUUUGUUAGUGUGCGGAAACGUUGUACAUGAAGCGAGCUCCGCUGAGCCUAGCAAGCAGCUGGCUACAGCCCGUCGUAUUGAAGAAAUGUCGCAGGCAGUACUACAAAGGCAACAUAUCAAAGGAAUUUGUAAGGUCGUCGUCGCUCCGUCGCUGGAAAGCGGUUGCACCAUGCUCUACCAGGUUUGUGGUCUGGGUCGGAUGUCGCCAAAUAUCGUUUUGCUUGGUUUCAUGGAAAAUACGACCAGAAGAUCGAGAACAGCGUCAAGUUGUCGGCCAAGAAUGCAUACAUGCGGAUUAUACAGUACGUUCUCAUCAACAUAA
Messenger RNA from Cooperia oncophora, 423 nucleotides. NCBI's taxonomy places the organism in Eukaryota, Metazoa, Nematoda, Chromadorea, Rhabditida, Trichostrongylidae. The record is from the annotation of a GenBank genome assembly.